AGCUCCUCGAGAGUAUAUAUAAACGCCUACGACGAUCCGCUCUCAAACCACACAAGCUCCUCGCCCAGAAAGAAGAGGCCAGAGACCCAGAGAGCCACGAUGCAGUCUUCACUAGUCGAGAGCCUGUUCGCUGGAGACCCCUUCUUUGAGCGCUCCAGAAUUCUGUGGCCCCUCUACCACGGGCCCCUCAGCGACAUGCGCGAGGACUUCAUCCAGAGGAGGAGCGCCCUGGCGGACAGCUUCCUGAAGGAGAUCAGCGGCGUCUUCCCUUACGACUUCCUGAAGGGCGGCGCCUUCGCCUCCUCCCGGCUGGCCGGGCGCCGCGGCGACGUCGGCGAGGCCCGGAGGCCCAGCUCGGAGGGGAACCUGGAGCUGUCCCUGGACGUCCGGGAGUUCUCCCCGGAGGACAUCACGGUGAAGCUGGCAGGGCGGCAGCUGGCCGUCGUGGCCGCCAGCAAGAGCGAGGAGGCGCCCGCCAACCGCAAGGGCUUCGUCCAGAAGAUCGGCCUGCCCGACAACGUGGACCCGUCCGCCAUCACCUGCUCCCUGACCGCGGACGGGCUGCUCAAGAUCGAGGCGCCGGCGGUACAGAGGGGGGCCUCAGAGGAGCGCACCGUCCCCAUCCGAUUCCGGACCUCCCUCAACUUCCCCAUCAAUAACACCAACAAGGAGGACGGCCAGGACGUCCCGGAGAAAAACAACUGAGGAAGGACUGAUCUCUUUUAUUUUUGUAAUAUAGAGCGCUGUUUUGUUAUUGACUCUGUGGGUUCGUUUGUUGCAAAAUUUUUAUGUUUAUUUAUUAAACUGAAUUUCAUUUGCA
Messenger RNA from Anguilla anguilla (European eel), 820 nucleotides. RefSeq names its product heat shock protein, alpha-crystallin-related, 9 (gene hspb9). Bases 100 to 705 code for a protein of 201 amino acids. Lineage: Eukaryota; Metazoa; Chordata; Actinopteri; Anguilliformes; Anguillidae. The record is from RefSeq and is a predicted model, not a curated record. Gene Ontology annotation, biological process: response to heat; protein refolding. The transcript has a single exon. Gene Ontology annotation, molecular function: protein folding chaperone.